GGCAACGUCCGUUCGGUAUUGCAACGAGUACUGAACAACCCUCGAGCCGAAACCGUUGAAUGCAUUUGGGCUCAGUUUGGUUUCUAGAAUCGCGCCAUUGUGAACCUAGAGCAAGAAACCUGCCGAAUAUACACUACAAUGGCUGCUGAACCUGAUAUGCCCACUUUUAAGCUCGUGUUGGUUGGCGAUGGUGGUACCGGAAAAACCACUUUCGUGAAACGUCACUUGACUGGUGAAUUCGAAAAGAAGUAUGUGGCCACUUUGGGAGUUGAAGUUCACCCCCUGGUUUUCCACACCAACCGUGGAGCAAUCAGGUUCAAUGUGUGGGACACUGCUGGACAGGAGAAAUUUGGUGGGCUACGAGAUGGAUACUACAUUCAGGGUCAAUGUGCCAUCAUCAUGUUUGAUGUUACCUCUCGUGUCACCUACAAAAAUGUUCCCAACUGGCACAGAGAUUUAGUUCGAGUCUGUGAAAACAUCCCUAUUGUGCUCUGUGGCAACAAGGUGGACAUCAAAGACCGAAAAGUCAAGGCCAAAUCAAUUGUGUUUCACAGGAAAAAGAAUCUGCAGUACUAUGACAUCAGUGCCAAAUCAAAUUACAACUUUGAAAAGCCUUUCCUUUGGCUUGCCCGCAAGCUGAUUGGUGACCCCAACCUUGAGUUUGUUGCCAUGCCUGCUCUGCAGCCUCCUGAGGUGCAGAUGGAUCCUAACUGGCAGAAGCAAAUUGAAGGUGAAUUGGAGGAAGCUCAACACAUUGCCCUACCAGAAGAUGAUGAAGACUUGUAGCACUAUCAAUACAUUAGAAAUUAGCCAACUACACCUCCCUACACUUUUUUCCAUUUGUGUUUUCUGCCCUCUAUCUUAACCAAUUUUUAUUUGCGAGGUAUGAAAAUACAUUGUGCGUCAAAAUACAAAUAAAAUUUUGAUUUUUUA
Daphnia carinata is the source of this 933-nucleotide messenger RNA. RefSeq names its product GTP-binding nuclear protein Ran (gene Ran). The record is from RefSeq and is a predicted model, not a curated record. NCBI's taxonomy places the organism in Eukaryota, Metazoa, Arthropoda, Branchiopoda, Diplostraca, Daphniidae. Gene Ontology annotation, molecular function: GTPase activity; GTP binding. Gene Ontology annotation, biological process: protein import into nucleus; ribosomal subunit export from nucleus. The transcript has 4 exons. Gene Ontology annotation, cellular component: nucleus; cytoplasm. Bases 139 to 786 code for a protein of 215 amino acids.